Molecule: messenger RNA, 729 nt
Organism: Monosiga brevicollis MX1
Lineage: Eukaryota; Choanoflagellata; Craspedida; Salpingoecidae
Exons: 3
Biological process (GO): positive regulation of transcription by RNA polymerase I; maturation of SSU-rRNA from tricistronic rRNA transcript (SSU-rRNA, 5.8S rRNA, LSU-rRNA)
Cellular component (GO): 90S preribosome; small-subunit processome; t-UTP complex
Molecular function (GO): snoRNA binding
Source: RefSeq, a predicted model, not a curated record
GUGGUGGAGUGCAUGGUGGGCUGUGUCAUGAAGAUGUCUGACACUCUGUUCCGCCCGUUGUUGCUUCAGUUUAUUGAUUGGAGCACACAGGCCACGGCUGGUCAUGGUCGUUUGGUGCCACUUUUCCGCUUCGCUGCGGCCACCACGGAACGCAUCCGCCAUUUCUUUGUGCCGUACUUUGCGCAUCUGCUCAAGUAUGCUGCUGAUGUGCUGGGUGAGGAUGAGGAGACGACUGAGUUGUACGGUUCCGAGGCGCAGGUGCUCGUGUCUGUCAUCCUGAAGGCUUUGCAGCGGUGCUUCAAGUACGAUGACGGCGAGUUUUUGACGGGAGAGCGCUUCAAGGUUUUGGCUCCUUUGCUGGCAGCCCAGCUCGAUUUGCAGGACGGCGAGGGCACGGCAUCCUACCAGGAGCGCAUGGGCGCUGACGUCAUCCCCGUACUGGUUGAGUUUGUGUCUGACACUCGCGACGAGAAACUCUGGAAGCUCAUGAACGAUGUGGUCUUGCAAAAGACGCGGGCCGGUGAACCGGUCGUGCGUGAGCAUGCUCUGAUGGUGAUUGAGGGCAUUUACGAUCGCGUUGGCGAGGAAUUUUUGUCCCUCUUGCCGGAAACAAUCUUGUAUCUCAGCGAGUUGCUUGAAGAUGAUGAUCUCAAUGUGGAGCGUCAGAACAAGAAGCUCAUUGCCAAGAUUGAAUCCUUCCUGGGUGAGCCGCUGAGUAAUUACUUUUAG